AUGACGCCGCGGAUAGGUCUGUACGACUACGAUUUGAUGAAGAAGAUGGUGGACAAAAUUACAGUUAAUGUUGGCGCCGGUGAAGUUUCCUACCACGGUGCAACGGUACGGACCGAGCUGUCAGUGAGCAAUCUUAUUAGCUUCCCUUCUAAGGAAACUUUCACAGCGAAAGCAGCAAAGCCGGCGCCCAGAAGGGCAAAUGCCACAUACGCGCCGAUGUUGCGAAGUAGUUAUACCAAAACCGGGCCGCAGGAGUUUUCAAAUUACAUACGAACAUGGUACCCAAGCAUUUCAGCGGAGAAGCUUGGUAUACUUCUGCGGGAGCAGAACGCCCGUGGCCUAGCAAGCAUAUCAGAAAUGCGUCAAGUGUUCCAGUCCAAUAUGUUUACUUUCACAGACAAGCUUAUGGCAUGCUUAGCAGAUAGUUGCACUUGUUGCAAGGCACAUGGGAACAAAAAGUGCAUCUUGGAAAAGGACGGCACAAACACUUGUGAUGCACCGCCUCAUGUACCAACUGACCAAACUCAAUUCAGCACCCCAUUAGUCAGCAAGAUAGGUCCUCGACUACCACCACCAGGCAACCCUGCAGGUUGCCUAUCUGCCAAUAGUUCCGCGUCUAGGAAAAGGGAUGGAAGUUUAUCAUCAAGCGUACAGUCGGGCACAGCAAAGAAAACAUGUUCACGUGAGGCGCAGAACGUCCUCGCCGCAACACCAACAUAUGGGCAAGAACCACUCAACCAAAUUGCCAUAUCCCAGGAUGCAAGCCUCAAUGAAAUUGCAAGCAAGAUCGUUGCAUUUUACGACAACCUUACAGCCAUCUUGGUUACUUACUAUGCUGAGAUGCGGCCAGCCCCCGGGUUCAUAUUGUUUGGAUCAACCACCGAUAGAGCACAUGUGAAGAUCGAUCUACCUCAAUGCAAUUUUGGAAGAGAUCCGUGGGUAGCUGGAUCAGUCCCAGUACCACCAAAUCCAACUGUACUCAGGGCCAUAAGAGACUGGAUGACUGCAGCCUCGAUGCUAAACCUUGAGAGGCAAGAACGCAUCCCCUGUGCAUUAAAGAUUUUACUGAAUGCUCACAAGAAUUUUUCGUCUUCUCAUUUAGUAACUGCAUCUUUCCAAUCAAAUCGCUGCAGGAAAUGGAUCAUGCAUCCUAAGCCAAGACUCAUAGCAUUAGAGGGGGUUGAAAUCCAACGUCAACUUGCAUCUAACGAUGCAAUGACCCAUGAGAUGGCUACAGCUAUUUUCCGCAGGCUUGGCCAGAUUGACUCGUUUUUCUCAAAGGACACUCCUGGACUGAUAUGGAGGAAAUUCCUCGAGCCUGACUUUGCUACAACUGUUUUGGCGAAUGCCGACCCAUUGACUGUACACUCAAUCAGGGGUAGCUUCCAAGAAGGAACAGCAUCCUGCAAUCCAGCUUCGUGCCGAAUGUGGUACAUCCCGACGAUACUACCUGAUUGUUGGACUGUAUAUGCAUUUGAUAUGCUGCGGAAAAGAAUCAUCGUAUUCGACCCAACAAUUGGGCCAUUUGGGUAUAGCAAUCGGCGAGUCAGCAUGCAUGAAUUUGUUAGCAACAAACUGCAUGCCGCGUUGUUCACAUGCCUCCAGAAUUUCUUCAGCUCUUGGCAUUGUGAAUCAAGCCACUGGGGGCGCACUUUUCCGAUCAUAAUGAGGGAAAACAUUGAGAAAGAGCAGACCGGGCUGUGCGCCACCUUUUUUGCAUGGAAUUAUGACGGCGACAAACUGCAGACACCACUGAACAAAGACAUGCUCGCAUCACAUAGCAGCUUGAUGAUCUACGAACUAAUGAGGAUGCAAGGUAACCAAACUCCAGUGGAAAACGACGCCCUUGAAGCUGUCAAAGGAUCGUUCAUUGCUCUUUAG
Molecule: messenger RNA, 1881 nt
Organism: Triticum urartu
Lineage: Eukaryota; Viridiplantae; Streptophyta; Magnoliopsida; Poales; Poaceae
Source: RefSeq, a predicted model, not a curated record